AAGGGGGAAGGCUCUCCUGUGCCACCACCCUGAAGGUUUUCAGGGAGCUGGGGUUUUUGUGACGGAGACCUGGGCGGCUGGGACCGGCGGCGGAACAGUCACAGCGCCGAGGGCGGCCCGCCGGGGCGAGGGCGGAGCGGGCGCCGCUGCGCUGACGGCCUCGGCAGAAAGGGGGCGGCCGCGCCCAUUUCCUCCGCUCAGCCCGGGCCGGCGGGAUCCGCAUCGGCGAGCGGCGCCUCCCUGGUGUCGGCCGCGGCGCCUCGGGACCGUGCCGGGACUGGGGCGAGUCGGCUCUGGCCGAGCCUGCGGCGACCGCCGCCCCUCCGGACGCUCCGAAGUCCGCCGCGCGGUCGGCGUUCCGGCUGCCCGCAUGGACGCGGCGCUGAAGCGGAGCCGCUCCGAGGAGCCGGCAGAGCUCCCGCCGUCCGCCCGGGACUUGGAGGAGGAGGAGGAAGAGGGGAUGGAACAGGGGCUGGAGGAGGAAGAAGAGGUGGACCCCCGGAUCCAGGGAGAACUGGAGAAGUUAAAUCAAUCCACGGAUGACAUCAACAGACGGGAGACUGAACUUGAGGAUGCUCGUCAGAAGUUCCGCUCCGUUCUGGUGGAAGCAACGGUGAAGCUGGACGAGCUGGUGAAGAAAAUUGGCAAAGCUGUGGAAGACUCGAAGCCCUACUGGGAGGCCCGGAGGGUGGCGAGGCAGGCCCAGCUAGAAGCUCAGAAAGCCACGCAGGACUUCCAGAGGGCCACAGAGGUGCUCCGAGCCGCCAAGGAAACCAUCUCCCUGGCUGAACAGCGGCUGCUGGAGGAUGACAAGCGGCAGUUCGACUCAGCCUGGCAGGAGAUGCUGAAUCAUGCCACCCAGAGGGUCAUGGAGGCGGAGCAGACCAAGACGCGGAGCGAGCUGGUGCACAAGGAGACCGCGGCCAGGUACAACGCGGCCAUGGGCCGCAUGCGGCAGCUGGAGAAGAAACUCAAGAGAGCCAUCAACAAGUCCAAGCCUUAUUUUGAACUCAAGGCAAAGUACUACGUGCAGCUUGAGCAACUGAAGAAGACCGUGGACGACCUGCAGGCCAAACUGGCUCUGGCGAAAGGCGAGUACAAGACGGCCCUGAAGAACCUGGAGAUGAUCUCGGACGAGAUCCACGAGCGGCGGCGCUCCAGCGCCAUGGGGCCUCGGGGCUGCGGUGUGGGGGCCGAGGGCAGCAGCACGUCUGUGGAGGACCUGUCGGGGAGCAAGCCUGAGCCAGACGCCGUUUCGGUGGCCUCCGAGGCCUUUGAAGACGACAGCUGCAGCAACUUUGUGUCUGAAGACGACUCGGAAACCCAGUCUGUGUCCAGCUUCAGUUCAGGACCAGCGAGCCCGUCUGAGAUGCCCGACCAAUUCCCUGCGGUUGUAAGGCCUGGCAGCCUGGAUCUGCCCAGCCCCGUGUCUCUGUCAGAGUUUGGGAUGAUGUUCCCGGUGCUGGGCCCUCGCAGCGAAUGCAGCGGGGCCUCCUCCCCGGAAUGUGAGGUAGAACGAGGAGACAGGGCAGAAGGGGCAGAGAAUAAAACAAGCGACAAAGCCAACAACAAUCGAGGUCUCGGCAACAGCAGUGGCAAGAGCCAAAGCAGCAGCGCCCGCGAGGGCCAGGCCUUGGAGAACAGGAUGAAGCAGCUCUCCCUCCAGUGCUCAAAGGGAAGAGACGGGAUUAUUGCUGACAUAAAAACGGUGCAGAUUGGCUGACCCAUCCGAAGCCCGGGCCCAAGGGCAUAUCCGUAUUUAUACAUGGAGCUGUAUGGAGAACAUUGUGCCAAUUAUCAUUUAAUACAUGCCAAAUCUUAAGCGUUUACUCUACACUGCACUAAUGAAGUUGUGACCGUGAGGGCUGAAGAGUUUUCUUCUGGGAAAGAGCUCCUGGGCUGGUUUGUUUUUCAGAGCAGAGGCGUUGUUGCGGUGGACUGUGACCAGGGUCACAGCCUUUGUGGAAUAUUACCUGUGACCGUGUUGUGGAAGCAAUAACUAGUUCCUGUGAAAGAACCAGAGCCAGGAAAGGGACUGGGAAGCUGAGCCAACCUGGGGUCAACAGCUUGCUCCUCUUUCCUUUCUCUUACCCUCAAUUUGGGAAAAUGGGAGAUGUUCUCUCCUUUACAUCCCAGGGGACCUAAAUGAAAAAACACAAGAACAAAACUCACAUCUUCAGAAAACACCUUUUUGACCCAGCAAAGGCUUAAAAAAAAAAAAAAAAAAAAAAAAUCCAAGAACACGAUUCCUUUUCACCACCUCUGGUAUUUGGAAGGGGCUUUUAAAAAAGCAUAUAAGCUGGGAUACCCAUUAGAACCAUUUUCUAUAAAGGUUACCACGAACUGCACUUUUUGGGGUGGGAAAGGUGAAUGCCAACGUGGGGAUGGGAGGGAUGGAGAGUAGCAGGGACAUACCAUAGAAGGUGAUUUGUGGCUGUGGGAGAGAAGAGUCUGUAGCAUAAACCUUGUCCUGCCAGCCAAGGGACUUGAUUCUUAAGAGAAGUGCAUGUGAAGAAUGGUUGCCAUUGUUAUAUCUAGAUUGACAAGGUGUCAAUUCCUCUGUAGGUUGUGACUGUAAACAUAAAUUAUUUAAGGGUUAUGCUGCAUUAGUAUUUCUUAGAGGGAAUUGUUCCUUAAAGAUAGGAAAGGGAGUAGGCAUGUGUUGGCACAGGCUGUUAAAUAGAAGCAAUGAAGUCUGUUAUGCUAAUAGUAGUAAGUGUUAAGAUUGCUUUUCUUUAAUGUUUUCACGGUUACACGUAUUUAGAGCACUGUAUUUUAUUUGUCCUUUUUUGUUAAGAAAAGUUAGCAUUUCUAAAAGGAAAAAAAAAAGCAAACCCAUUUCAAGUUGUCUGUGAAUUCUGACACAGCUUGUCUAUUUUAGUCAUUUGUAAAUCUCUUCAUACUAUAGUGUUUUCUUUUUUAAUGACUGAUCCAGUAUCCUAAUUCCAAGGUUAUUUUGUACUUGUCUUAAUUCCUUGAGUGUAAUAAAAAUGGCUUCAGAAAAUGUU
This is a messenger RNA of Leopardus geoffroyi (Geoffroy's cat), 3008 nucleotides long. It is a transcript of the gene SH3BP5, whose product is annotated as SH3 domain binding protein 5. Gene Ontology annotation, biological process: intracellular signal transduction; negative regulation of protein tyrosine kinase activity. Gene Ontology annotation, cellular component: cytoplasm. The coding region runs from base 371 to 1723 and encodes 450 amino acids. The transcript has 9 exons. NCBI's taxonomy places the organism in Eukaryota, Metazoa, Chordata, Mammalia, Carnivora, Felidae. The record is from RefSeq and is a predicted model, not a curated record. Gene Ontology annotation, molecular function: protein kinase inhibitor activity.